CGUAAUCGUCCAUUAUGGGCGGGACCUACAGGACUACAAAGCCAAUCACAUUGCGUAAUAAGCCAGCCGCCCUAAAGCACAACAAUAUGAUUGGCUAUGCCUAAAAACAGUUCUUUCAGCAACUUGAUUAAGCUUUUGGUAACAGUUUCCAUGGCAACAUGGUUACAGGAAACAUGGCGUUCCUACAGUGGAGUUGUCAUGAUGUUGCAGAAUGGAUCGAGUCUUUAGGAUUUCCACAAUACAAAGCAUGUUUCACGGACAACCUCAUUACUGGAAGGAGGCUCAUUUAUAUCAACUGUGUCAACUUACCAAGACUGGGAGUCACAGAUUUUAAAGACAUGCAGGUCAUCUCUGCUCAGGUGCGUGAGCUACUGGGGAUCACAGAGCCGCCGUGGAGCCGCAGCAUCGCAGAACCGCGCCGGGACGACGUGGGCCUGUUCUUGGAGAGGAAGAGUCGCACAGGCCGACGGGCGGACGGCCUCACCUGCCGCCGCUUCCUGGGUGACGCGCGGGGACAGAGAUCCUAACGUGAGGAGUAAUGGAGGAAAACUUGUGAUUUCAUAUCGCCGGCUGUCUGGUCACGAUGACUCAGAUGAGACACUCAGCAGGUCACAUGCAGGCAGUGACAUUAACACUUCCCACCAGCGAAAUGAUUGUGCGUUGCUGUGGUAGCUGCUGAAUAUUAGUUUUUUCCUGCAGGUUCCCAAAAUGGGAAGCCGAAAAUGAGGUAAAAUGAAUACAAGACAAAGAUUUUUCAUAAAGGGAAUAUUAGAAACAUCUGCCAGUGCCAUAAAGAGCUUAAAGACCUGAACCCGUGUCGCUUCUAGACAAGUAUUGGUGCUUAAACCACUUUAGCGCUUAGUGAGUUGUGAUAUAAGUGGGUAGAGCUGUCGCUCCGACGUGAAAACGAUGAUCCUCUGUAUGGAAACAAUUACAAAAAAACUGUUUUCAAAGUGCCAGGAGGCCCCGGGAAGCAGUGGAGGUGACGCUUCCACAGCCGCGCUCCACUCUAAUAGACUUAUGCACAUUUAGGCUACUUUGCCAACGUGCACAAAAGGCCACAGGAUCGCUGCAUCGGGCUGUGGCGGCGCGGGUGCCAAGCAGACCCACGGGGAGCCGGGGCUUUCAGGUUCUGCCAACUCCACACUUUCUUGCUGGUAAUCUAUGUAAUACAUGCAGGAAUAUAAAGCAGGUACUGCCUGUGCUAAAAUCGGCUCCAUCUCUUGGAUGAAAGAUUUAUCUUAACAACUUGGAUGGACUUUCAAUAGGAGUCUAGUUUUAGAAUGUCCGGUUCCUUUUUUUUUUUUUUUUGAUCAGAUCAGAUUCUGCAAAUCCCUCUCUUUUUAAUUGAAUUUGAUUUCCAGAGAAUAUUAUACCCGUGCUGCAUUUUCUCAUGCAGUGGAGUUCAACCUACAUGAAUAAAUUAUGAUGCCUGCCCGUGAGAUAGGCUGGGAGGCACUGCAUCUGUCUAUGCACACAAAUGGUCUCUGUGCAGCUCGGAGCGCACCGAUUACCAUUCCGUGCACAGCACCUCUGGUCAGAAAUGGAGCCGGGUCGGUGGCUGACAGCAGUGCAGGGGCAGAAGGGGGGGCUGUAUUGUGGCAGCAGCCUAUCAGUCAAUCUGGAUUAACUCGCGCUGAGCCUCGCGUCGCCGACAAAAGCCCGUGAAAGCGACGCGAACAUCUGGCCGGAUUCAGCGCGUGCAGCCACCAGCCGCUCAGCGCGCCGUAGAUAUUAAAGCCGCCCGUCGCUACAAAGGCGUUUUCUCCUCUGGAGGUGCACGCGGGCGGAUGCGCAGUAGCGGCGAUCCCUCACAGCUGCAGCUCCCGAGCCACGCUGGGACCCUUCAGCCUGCGUUUUCCAGCCCGUUUUUUUUUCCGCUAAAGGAGACUUCCGUCGCUCGGAUGCGAGCGGAUCGCGGAUGCGCCGUCCGUCGGUCCAUCCGCCGGUUAUGGGUUUCUUGAAGGACAUCGCUGGCUUCGCAGGCCGUCACAUGCUGUAGGAGCCAAGACGCGUGCUUCGGGACACCUGAAUAUUUCCAGGAGGCACCGUCGGUCCCAUUUUAUGAGAGCCACUCUCAGGAUGCUCUCAGCCGUCCUCGGAGGAAAUAAGCUCAAGCCCACACUCCUUUGACUUGACUUGAUGUUUCAUCUGCAAGGGGUGUGGACCUGACGGAGAUCCCCAUGGAGUCGCUCCUGGUUUACCUGAUGGUGCUCGGUGUGGCUGUGAAGGCCCACAAGGUCCAAAUCUGCCCCAAACGCUGCGUCUGCCAGGUGCUCAACCCCAACCUGGCAACGCUGUGCGACAAGAAGGGGCUCCUGUUCGUGCCCCCCAACAUCGACAGGCACACGGUGGAGAUGCGCCUCGGGGACAACUUUGUGACUAGCAUCAAACGGAAAGACUUUGCUAACAUGACCAAGCUGGUGGACCUGACCCUUUCCAGGAACACCAUCGGCGCCAUCGCGCCCCACGCCUUUAAAGACCUGGAGAACCUCCGGGCGUUACACCUCGACAGCAACCGGCUGACCCACAUCACCAACGACACCUUCAGCGGCAUGUCCAAGCUGCACCACCUCAUCCUCAACAACAACCAGCUCACGCACAUCCAGAUCGGCGCCUUCAACGACCUGACGGCCCUGGAGGAGCUGGACCUGUCCUAUAACAACCUGGAAAGCGCCCCGUGGGUGGCCAUCCAGAGGAUGCCCAACCUCCACACCCUCAACCUGGACCACAACAUGCUCAGCUACAUUCCGGAGGGCACCUUUUCCGGACUGCAGAAGCUGAAGAGGCUGGACGUGACCUCCAACAAGCUGCAGAAGCUGCCGCCGGACCCUGUUUUCCAACGAGCGGGGGUCCUGGCCACCUCUGGGAUAAUGGGGCCCACGUCCUUCGCGCUGAGCUUCGGGGGGAACCCCCUGCGGUGCAACUGCGAGCUGCUGUGGCUGCGGCGGCUGCGCAGGGAGGACGACCUGGAGACCUGCGCCUCACCGCAGCACCUCUCCGGACGCUACUUCUGGACCGUUUCAGAGGAGGAGUUCCUGUGCGAGCCUCCUCUCAUCACCAGGCACUCGCAGGAGCUCCGAGCGCUGGAGGGUCAGAGUGUGACGCUGCGCUGCAAAGCCAGGGGCGACCCCGAGCCCAUUAUCCACUGGAUCGCCCCCGACGGACGCCUCAUGUCCAACUCCUCCAGGGCGGCGGUCCACGCGGACGGCACGCUGGACAUCCUCAUCAGCACCGUCAAGGACUCGGGCUCCUUCACCUGUGUGGCCUCCAACCCGGCCGGCGAAGCCCAGCAGACGGUGGACCUGGUCAUCGCGAAGCUCCCCCACAUCACCAACGGCACCGUCACCGAGCAGGAGCCGGACCCCGGCUCGUCUGAUAUCGCCACGGUGACCAAGACGGGGGUGGAGCCGGGAGGGGUGCCCCUGGGGAACGCCAAGACGAGCCAGGAGAAGAAAGUGAUCAUCGCCGAGGCCACGUCCACGUCGGCUAUGGUCAAGUUUAACUUCCAGAGGAGCAUACCUGGAAUACGCAUGUUCCAGAUCCAGUAUAAUGGGACCUAUGACGACUCACUGGUGUACAGAAUGAUCCCGCCGACCAGUAAGAGCAUCCUGGUGAACAACCUGGCGGCCGGCACGCACUACGACCUGUGCGUGCUGGCCAUCUACGACGACCAGGUGACGGCGCUGACCGCCACCCGGGUCAUCGGCUGCGUCCACUUUACCACCGAGCCGCAGUACCUCCGGUGCCACUUCAUGCAGUCCCAGUUUCUCGGCGGCACCAUCGUGGUUAUCAUCGGGGGGAUUAUCGUGGCCUCCGUGCUCGCUUUUAUCAUCUUCCUCAUUGUGCGGUACCGGGUGUGUAACCAGGGAGAUGCAGAUAAGGCCCUAGAGAUGGGGGAUAUUCGCUCGCUGAGCAGCGAUGGGCAGCUACAGGGCUGUGGGAUUCCCAAGUCGCUUUCCAAGCAGGUCCUUCGCCCGGAGAAGAACGACAAGGAGUGUCUGAGAGUGGCCCUGCCGCCGCCGGAGCCGGCCAAGCAUCGGGCCGCGGUCGUCGCGGCGACCACCAAGCCGUCCGUCCCCGACUGCACCGUCUCUACCUCUCCGGCCAGCCACAGCUGGCACCCGGCCUCCCCGGGCGCCCCGAGGCCCAAGCGCUCCGGCGCUCCACCAAAACCCGCCGAGGCGCCGCGAGCCGAGGCCCGGGCGGACGUGGAGCUGGAGAACAUGAACAGGAAUAACUCGUCGGAGGUGAAAAUGGCCGCCGCCGUCGCCCCGGCUGUGCCCGGCCAGCCCGCCAAGUGGACUUCGGGCCCCCGGGGUCCGCGGCCUCACCAGGCCCCGCGGCAUUACAUGACUGUGCCUUCGGGGGCAACGAGGGUGAACCGCAGGCACUCCCUCAACGCGGACUCGUACCGCGAGCGCUGCUACGUGGCCUACCCCAAACCCGGGGCCAGCCUGCGCUCCAAGCGCAGCCUGUCCAUGAGCGGGGAGCUGCCGCAGCUCGAGAGCACGACAAACAUUCGCCGAGCCAGGGACAAGCUCUCCAGGUCUGAGUGGCUGCUGGAGAGCACUUUAUGAUUUGGAGUUUAUGACCUGCGUUUCUUUGUUUUCUUGGAUUGGAUUUGUGGCCCAGUGUGGAGCCGACGGGGGUUUUAUGCCUUGUUCUGGGCGUUUGCGCUCCCUGUCGAGGGACUCGUGAGCUGAUCACAUAUAUUUAGAAGCAAAGCAGGCGUACAGGGUUAUGGAAAACAGCUCACCUUAUAUUUGGUUUCUACCUUAUAACCUAGUCUUCUUUAUAAUGACAUUCGACCAAACUUUGAUAAAAGGCACAACAAUGUAUAAAACAACUUCCUGUACAAAACGUUGAGUUGUGAGAUACUGUACAUCUCAACACAACCAUAAGUAUUUACGGUACGAACGCAGUUACCUGGACUCACUGAUGGCAGAAGGGGGCGUGGCUAACACACCUGUCUGUCAAAGGGAUACAACAUAAACUUCAAACAUGGUUCCUCGCAGACAAGCGACUCGUCUUGAUUGCCAUGGCGACGGUUUGGAGCGUUUACGAAUGUGCUUUACAUCCCAGAGGCGUUGGAGGAGAAUGUAGACAGACGGCCCUCCGUCUCCCCACCACUGACACUCCCAGCCCAGCACAAUGCAGCAUUUUUGUGGCACACGUCGACUCAGCCUAAUACUGCCCUCCGGUUUGAAUCGAUACAUUUUUAUCACAUAAUUACAUAAAGACUCCGCUCCGACAGGAUUCCUGUCGCGGCUGAUCCGAGCGACGAUUGAACCGACACCCACAGCAGGACGGAUUCAGUAACGUGAUCGCACGUGCGGGUGAGAGCGCGAGGAGCGGUUCAUUUGCGUAUUUUUUACUUACCGACAUUAUCGUGUGGCGCCAAUGACGACCAUUGUAAAUUAACUUGUCGAUGUAACAGAAAUGAUAAUCACAAGUGUGGGAGGACGUCAGCUCUUGAUUUCGCUGUUGUUUCUGUUUGAUGUUUACCAGUAUAAAUAAACCAGUGAUAAAAGGGA
Betta splendens (Siamese fighting fish) is the source of this 5537-nucleotide messenger RNA. It is a transcript of the gene lrfn5b, whose product is annotated as leucine rich repeat and fibronectin type III domain containing 5b. The transcript has 9 exons. The record is from RefSeq and is a predicted model, not a curated record. Gene Ontology annotation, molecular function: protein binding. Lineage: Eukaryota; Metazoa; Chordata; Actinopteri; Anabantiformes; Osphronemidae. The coding region runs from base 2184 to 4580 and encodes 798 amino acids.